AGCUUUGGCUCGUAAAGACCAUGGCUCGCACUGCGCGGCGAAGGCUGGGGCUGCCACUGCUGCCCCUGGCAGCGUUUUUGCUCCUCGCCCGCAGCUGCUUCGUUGGCCUUGGGCCAAAACUUGAGCCCCAGCGCCUGAGACCAUCACGCCGGGCGGAGGAGCAGGAGGACACCACACUUACGGACUUCUGGAUCGAGGAUGUUUCUCCGGUGGGCCGUAAGGUCAUAGAGGUUUACCGCCUGCUCCAGUCCGUGAAGACUGAAAGCGAAGUGGCUGAGGUGAUGAAGCAACUCGAUGCCAACCAGAAGAAAAUGCUGAGCAGCAUCCUGACUGCGAGGAAGAAUCCCGAUCGGCCCAUCGAGAGCCCGGAGCCGGAGAAUGGGGACUCCCCGCAGAGGCUCUACCAAAAGCUGCGGAUGCUCAAGGACGACGAUGAAGUCGUCCGCUGGCGAGCGAGAGUGGACGCUCAAAUGCUGCAGCUUGUCAUCGAGAAGGAGCAGAUGAAGCUGGCAGAUGCCGAGAAAGCCAAGGAAGGCGAGUUGGAUGACAACGCGGAGGCCCAGGAGGCUUGGACGCUCUUCCAGGCUCAGUUCCCCAAGGCCGCAGAGCGGGAGGUCUACAUGACCACGCCCUGCAGGGAGGCGGACGUGAAGUAUCGCUUCCGGCGCCUCAAGGAGACCAUGGAGGUCAGUUCCGAGACGGCCCUGCAGAUCUUGUCGAGAGAUUGCACUCCCAUGUUUGUGGAUCCUGACUUCAUCCGGCGAACCUGGUCAGAGAUGGUCAAGGUUACGGGCUAUGAUGAUGCCUUGGAGAGCAUUGUGUUGAAACAUCCAGGGUCCCUGGUGACGCAGCCACAGAACGUCAAGGCCAAGAUCAAUGAGAUCAAAACUGGUGCUGCUGUCAUUGGCGCCUUCUCGGACAUCGGCCGCGGCUUCGCAGGCCUAUUUGCCGGCGGCGCGGCCGCCGCUGCUGGGAAGGUGGCCAGGGACGCCUUUCGACGCCGAAAGCGUCGAGCGCUUCGAUCCCGCACCGCCCUGAGGGCGACCAACCCUGAUCUCACGGAGGAUAUGGAUGAGCCGCCCUUCGAGCUGCGGGGCUUCUCUUUGGCGCAGGCCUUCCUGGUUCUAGGCACGGUGCUCAUCGUGGUCUCCUUCGGGGACUACUUUGUCUUUGGCACUGGCGGAGGUGGUGGCAUUGGCGGGCUCACCUUCAUCUACGCAGUGCCGGUGCUGCUGCUGGGAGCUGCGUUGCUUUACGCCGAGCUGCUGCCAGUGGAGGUCGAGACCGAGCCAGGCGCCGAGGGCCUGUUUGAGGCGAAGGCAACCAAGACCAUCAGAAAGGUGAAAGAUGAUGUCACCCGGCACCGCUACGGUGACGAUGCCCACCUGGACUCCUCUUUGAAGGCUCUUGGCCUGGUGGGAACUGGUGGCAGAUUUCCGAAGCUCUUGAAGAUCAUCGAGGCCAAGGCUCCCAAUGGGGAGCUUGCCUUCAGGAUGCUUUUUGAAUCCAAGGACUUGCCUUUCACCAUUUGGAACGAUCCUAUGAAGAUCGUGGCUUGCGACCGCUUCUUCGGCCCUGGCAUCUGGACAGAGAUCUCCAAGUACGACGCCGGGCAGCGCAUCGCGGAGCUGAAGCUCACCACGGGCGCCAAGCCAGGUGAAUCGUGAGCCGUGACUCGAAAGCUCGAGCUCGGUGCUUGGCACGUAGGGCAUGCCCGUGCCUCCAGUGGCGCCCAGUUUUGUGGCAUGGCCACUGGGGGCUGGGGCUCGAUGGUUAUGACAUUUUCUGACCAAUUUUCGGCACAAGCCAAAAAGCAUGGAGCGAAGGAGGCA
Messenger RNA from Effrenium voratum, 1832 nucleotides. Lineage: Eukaryota; Dinophyceae; Suessiales; Symbiodiniaceae. The record is from the annotation of a GenBank genome assembly.